AUGCCCGACAUGCACGCUAUCUUCAACUCUGCUUCACAACCUAAACUUGAUCUCUCCAAUGCACCCUCUCAGCUAUUCCAAGUCCCAGCCUCCACGGCUUCCACCUCGCUCUAUUCUCUCUCACUCAGUCGCAAGCGACCCCGUCGUAACACAGAGAAACUUUCGUCGCAUUUUGAGUGCAAUUUCACUGGGUCCCCGAUGAUCCACCCUAGCUACCGCUCAGUAAGCGUAACCGGAGCCAACGAUUUCCACGCCUCGGCCGAGCUUGAUUACCGUCCAAACCGAUACCGCGAAUCCUUCCUCCCGCCCUCCUUCGAUUCCUACGACGAUUCAACAGACCUAGCAGACUACAACGGCAGUCGCAAGCGUAGCCGCCGCGACUCUGACAUCAUAUCCGCAAGCCCCGAUGGCCCCAACACCCCAACACCCACAGGCUGGGGCCAGACCGUGAUCAAAGCCGUGAGCAAAGUCCUCGAUAUGUGCUGGGCUGGCGCAUUCCGAGGAUUCUAUGCUGGAGGAGGACAGGGCUACGACAUGUCAUCCAGCCCAGCAACAACCCUUGAAUCCAGCUGGCUGCCCUCAACAAGCCCAUCCACUGAGAAAGAUAUGUACAGCCCGGACACAUACUGCUCGACACCCGUACCCGGCCAAUAUCCAGAUGACGAGGUCGACCGAAGCUGGGUUGUGGUACCCGAGAGCUCAGAUCCAUUCGUGGGUAGCAGCGAGCUUGCUAGUCCGUCACUCCGCACACGACGCACUUUCCAGGCAUCUAGUCCUCGUCGCAAAUCUGCCGCUGCUAAGAUGCGCCGCAAGGAACGAGAAGAAGAUGCCAGUAUCCAGCGACUGAAUAAGCAACUGCAGGCUAUGAUCCGAGAAGGGAAGGAGGCGUUGGGGACGACGGUGGUGGUAGACGAUGUGGACAUGUAUGAUGACUCUGAUUAG
Penicillium crustosum is the source of this 942-nucleotide messenger RNA. RefSeq lists its product as uncharacterized. NCBI's taxonomy places the organism in Eukaryota, Fungi, Ascomycota, Eurotiomycetes, Eurotiales, Aspergillaceae. The coding region runs from base 1 to 942 and encodes 313 amino acids. The record is from RefSeq and is a predicted model, not a curated record. The transcript is spliced from 2 exons.